This is a messenger RNA of Gymnogyps californianus (California condor), 819 nucleotides long. It is a transcript of the gene GSX2, whose product is annotated as GS homeobox 2. The record is from RefSeq and is a predicted model, not a curated record. NCBI's taxonomy places the organism in Eukaryota, Metazoa, Chordata, Aves, Accipitriformes, Cathartidae. The transcript is spliced from 2 exons. Gene Ontology annotation, cellular component: nucleus. The coding region runs from base 1 to 819 and encodes 272 amino acids. Gene Ontology annotation, molecular function: sequence-specific double-stranded DNA binding; DNA-binding transcription factor activity, RNA polymerase II-specific. Gene Ontology annotation, biological process: regulation of DNA-templated transcription.
AUGUCCCGCUCUUUCUAUGUCGACUCCUUAAUCAUCAAAGAUUCCUCGAGGCCGGCUCCGUCCCUGCCUGAGCAUCACCACGGCCAGGACUUCUUCAUCCCUCUCAGCAUGCCUUCCCCCCUCGUCAUGUCGGUGUCGGGCCCGGGCUGCCCGUCCCGCAAGAGCGGCGCUUUCUGCGUCUGCCCGCUCUGUGUCACCUCGCACCUGCACUCCUCCCGCGGCGGCGGCGGCGGCGGCGGCGGCGGCGGCGGGGCCAUCCCCCUGCUCAAGAGCCAGUUCCCCGCCGCCGCCGGCGAGGCCCAGUGCUGCCCGAGGGCCGGCCACGCUCACCACCCGCCGCAGCACCCGCCGCCCGCCGCCUCGGUGCCCGCCGCCGCCGCCACCGCCGCCCUGGGGCACUCGGCGCAUCACCCACCUGCCUGCGCCGCCACCGCCUACAGCGUCAGCGACCCCCGGAGGUUUCACUGCCUCGGCAUGGGAGGGUCCGAUUCCAGCCAAAUUCAAAACGGGAAAAGGAUGAGGACAGCUUUCACCAGCACCCAGCUCUUGGAGCUGGAGAGGGAAUUCUCCUCCAACAUGUACCUGUCCCGGCUGCGGAGGAUCGAGAUAGCCACCUACCUGAACCUGUCCGAGAAGCAAGUGAAAAUCUGGUUCCAAAACAGGAGGGUGAAGCACAAGAAAGAAGGCAAAGGCACCCAGCGAAACUCGCACGGGGGCUGCAAAUGCAGCACCAGCCAGGGGCAUUACCCCAGGUCGGAGGACGAAGAGUCUUUAUCCCCCUCAUCGGCUACCGAGGAUAAAGAGAUCUCCCCGUUAUGA